Adineta steineri is the source of this 1908-nucleotide messenger RNA. NCBI's taxonomy places the organism in Eukaryota, Metazoa, Rotifera, Eurotatoria, Adinetida, Adinetidae. The record is from the annotation of a GenBank genome assembly.
AUGAAUAAAUUUGGUUUACAACGUUUAUGUUUUACAUUAAUUAAUAAUGCAGCUAAACAACAAGAACAACAACAACGUAUACAUAUUUUAACAAUAAUGACACAAAUUGAUGAAACACAAACAACAAGAGCUUCAUCAGAACAUAAAUCGAGAAGAAAACAAUCAACUGAUCCACACCCACACCCACACCCACAUCCUCAAUAUCGUAUAUAUUGUGUUAUUCGUGAUGUACUUAGUGGUCAUGAUGAAAAUGAAGAUAAAACAAUUUUUUUUGUACCAUCAGGUGCUGGACAAGAACGUUUAUUAGCAAAUAUUUAUUCAAGAAAUAAUUUUGAUACUCCAAAAAUAUUAUUUGUUGAAGCACAUGGUACAGGUACACCAGUUGAUCAGCCAAUUGAAGCUAAUUGUUUAGAUCGAUUUUUUAAUCGAUCAGAUCUUGAUCCACCAUUAUUAUUAGGUUCAAUUAAAAGUAAUUUAGGACAUACAGAAGGUGCAGCUGGUGUUGCAUCACUUAUUAAAGUUGCUAUGUGUAUGUAUCAUCGUGGUCUUACAACAAAUAUGCAAUUUACUUCACUUAAUCCAAAACUCGAAGCACAAAAAUAUAAUCUACAUAUUCUUCAAAAUUUUAUACUAUUUCCAUCCGUUUCAAAUAAUGAAAAAAUAGCUAUUGGUGUUAAUUCAUUCGAAACGGUUGGUUCAACGACACAUGCUAUUAUUGAAGAAUAUCAACCAAUAAAUAAAACAUCAAUUGAAAAUGGUCAUAUCGAUGAUGGAAAUCAUAUUAAAAGCAAACAAUAUUUUAUUUUUAUUUUUUCAAAACAAAUCAAUGCUUUUCUUACUGAACAAGCAUCACCAGGCCUUUCAAUUAUAUCACGUCCAACAAAACCAUCAGCACAGAAAAUAUGUUUUGUUUUUAGUGGUCAAGGUCCACAAUGGUGGGCUAUGGGUAGACAAUUAUAUGAAAGUGAACCUUUAUUUAAUAAAUGGAUUAAUUUAAUUGAUGAAGAAAUGGCAAAAAUUAAUAAGGGUGAAUGGAGAUUAUUAGAAGAAUUAAUUGAAAAGAAAAAUGAACAAGAAUCUCGUAUUAAUGAUACAAAUAUUGCUCAACCAACAAUAUUCGCUAUACAAGUUGCAUUAGCAGCUUUACUUGUUUCAUGGAAUAUUUAUCCAUCAUCUAUUAUAUCACAUAGUGCUGGUGAUCAAGCAGCUGCUUUUGUUGCUGAUCGUUUAAGUUUAAAAGAAACUGUUCGUAUCGAACAUUUGGCUUGUAUUACUAUUGUUAAUAGUCCUCGUCUAGUAAAAAUAAGUGGUGAUGAAAUACAGCAAAUACUUUCAAUCUCUUAUCCAAAUGUAUUUAAAGCAUGUGUUCGUAUUGAAAAUGCAUUUCAUUCAUAUCAAAUGAAUCGAUUUGAUAUUGAAAAAGAAAUGCUUCCAUCAUUGAAAGAUAUUCGAGGACUUCCAAUACAAGAUCAAAAACAAAUUUCUGACCCAAUAUGUGCAAAAGCAAAACUUUAUUCAAGUGUUAUUGGUGAACAAAUGAAUGAUGAUAUACCAGUUGAUGCAGCAAUUAUAAAAGAUGAAGCAGCAAAUGUUUUUCUUGAAAUUUCACCACCUCCAGUUUUAGCAACAUCUAUUCGUGAAUGUUAUGAAUUAACAAAUCAACGACAAUCGUCACCACUUAUUCUUCCAACAUUAAAACGAAAAGAAAAUGAACAAAUAACAUUACUUACUAGUUUAGCACAACUUACAACAUCAUCUCAAGUAUGUCCAUGUUGGUAUGCAUCAAAAGGUCCAUCUAUACAACGUCUAGCUAACCGUAUACCGACUCAUCUAUUACUUAGUAUUCGUCAAUUCAAUGGUCAAACAAAUGCAACAUGGAAAAGUCUUAUUAAUAUUAAUUUACCAUAA